This is a messenger RNA of Lactuca sativa (garden lettuce), 650 nucleotides long. Its product is annotated as norbelladine synthase. The record is from RefSeq and is a predicted model, not a curated record. Gene Ontology annotation, cellular component: cytoplasm; nucleus. Gene Ontology annotation, biological process: abscisic acid-activated signaling pathway; defense response. NCBI's taxonomy places the organism in Eukaryota, Viridiplantae, Streptophyta, Magnoliopsida, Asterales, Asteraceae. Gene Ontology annotation, molecular function: protein phosphatase inhibitor activity; abscisic acid binding; signaling receptor activity.
UAUGAACCAAAUGUGAACAAUAUUAAAAUCUCAUACUUCAAACACAAUGUUCGGAACAUUAUCAAAAGAAGUUGAAGUGAAGGUACCCGCAGACAAAGCAUGGGAUCUCUACGGAUCAAUCAAACUCGGAGACAUUGCCAAACAAAUCCUCGAUAACCUUGAGGUCGUUGAAGGAGAUGGUGGCGUCGGUACCAUAAUCAAGAUCACAUUCAAGCCAGGGUCAGAGAUUUCAUAUUAUAAAGAAAAGUACACGAUGAUUGAUGAUGAGAAGAAGGUGAGAGAAGCGGAGAUUAUUGAAGGAGGGCAUUUGGAUUUUGGAUUCACACUUUAUAGAGUUCGGAUUGAGGUGAAGGAUAAUCUGAAUGAUGAGAUGGGUUCUUCGUGUCUUGUGAAAACAACGAUUGAGUAUGAGGUUAAGGAAGAAGCUAAGGACAAUGCGAAGCUUGCAACCAUCGAGCCGUUUGUUGUUCUUAUGAAGUUGGCUAAUGAACAUCUCUUGAGUUCUAUUUAGUUCACAAUGUUUUUGAUAUUGGAUGUUUAUGAAUACUAAUGGGUUUGUGUCUUUUUUAUAAACUAAAAAAAAAUUAAUGUAUAAUAAGAGAUUAGGGUUUGAUUCUUAAAUAAAAGAAAGCUUGGGGUUGGGUUUUGUA